Molecule: messenger RNA, 2510 nt
Organism: Ceraceosorus guamensis
Lineage: Eukaryota; Fungi; Basidiomycota; Exobasidiomycetes; Ceraceosorales; Ceraceosoraceae
Product: P-loop containing nucleoside triphosphate hydrolase protein
Exons: 5
Coding region: 96-2171 (691 amino acids)
Cellular component (GO): nucleolus
Molecular function (GO): nucleic acid binding; ATP binding
Source: RefSeq, a predicted model, not a curated record
CGAGGACCUUUGCGAGCACCACCACCGCCCUUGCCACCACCUUCGCUAGAUCGCCUCCCACCACACGCUAAAGCGCUUUCCGACGGCGUUGCGCCAUGGACAAUACGAGCGCAACCAUCCUGCAAAGCUCUUCUUCGCUUGUGGCUCCGCAACCCCAGCGCGCAGAGCAGCAGACGACCUUCUCUUCGUUCGCGCACGUUCUCGACGCUCGGAUCUUGCGAGCGCUUUCCAAGCUAGGAUUCGCUCACCCGACCACUGUACAACAGCGGCUGCUUCCUCUAGCGCUCUCUGGCAAGGAUUUGCUCGCACAAGCACCGACAGGCAGCGGCAAGACGCUUGCCUACGCGUUACCUGCUGUACAAAGGAUAUUAUCAGCCAAGAGCGCCAUCCCUCUCACCGAUCCAGCGAGACAGCAGACGAGAUGCGUGGUGCUGGUACCGACGCGCGAACUAGCAGAACAGGUGACUAGGCAGAUAGCACACGUGUUGGAGUAUCUCGACGACGAGACGGUAGCUGUCGUCAACGCUGCACGCGAGGGAGGCAAAGGGGUUCACAAACUUCUCCUCUCUACCCACCCAGACAUUGUCAUCAGCACACCUGCGAGAACGCUAGCACACAUCGAAACCGGAGCGCUGUCCCUCUCGUCUCUUCAAUUGCUCGUCUUGGACGAGGCAGAUCUUAUCCUUUCGUACGGUCACGCCGGAGACGUAAAAGCUCUUUUGGAACAUUCUACGCUACCAUCGCGAUGGCAAAACAUACUCUGCAGCGCUACACUCGGAUCGGAAGUCAGGCAAUUGAUGGGCGCAAGGCUACAAAAGCCAGUCACACUGAGACUCCAGCCUUCCCUUCACCUCUCUCACUUGGCGCAGUAUAGCGUGCAGCUCACCUCUCAAGCGGACAAGUUCCUCCUCAUCUUUGUCAUCUUACGCCUCAAAUUGGUCCGAGGCAAGUGUAUCAUCUUUGUCAACUCGACGGAGCGCGCGUACAGAGUAAGAUUGUUCUUGGAGCAGUUUGGAAUUCGCAGCACCGUAUUGAAUGAGGAGCUGCCUUUGGAGAGCAGGUUUCACAUCGUCCAGCAGUUUAACAAGGGUGUAUACGACUACAUUGUAGCGACCGAUGAAUCCCGCUUCGGUGUCGACGCCGCAACUGCGCGCGAAGAAGAGCAAGGCCUUGCGCGAGAGCAAAGCCGGACGUCAGUCGAGGGAUCGGCAGAAUUCGAGGUGGAAGAAGAAGAGGCUGUUCCUCUCGGGGCUGAACGAAACUCUCCCGAAGCCGACACCGCUGCAAGCGAUGAGAGGAAGAGAAAGCGCGAUGAAGAAGGAGGAUCCUCCAGAGAGAGCAAGGUCGCAGAGCGCAGCUCAAAACGCCGCGGUGGGGACGCCGAGUAUGGCGUGGCGCGCGGUAUCGACUUCGUCUCGGUAGCCUGUGUCAUCAAUUUUGACCUGCCAGUGACGGCGCGAGGAUACGUGCAUCGAAUUGGACGGACGGCCAGGGCGGGUCAGACUGGUACAAGUCUUUCAUUUGUCGUUCCCUCGUCCGUGUGGAAGUCCGAAAGCGCUGAAGGAUCAGCAUCAGCAGGUCCACUGAAAAAAUCUGGCGUCUCGCAUGCAACUGCUGCUAUGGACGAAGGUACUUGGUCACGUAUCGAGGAGGAUCAAAGACAAAAGGGAACGACGAUCAAGGAGUGGAACUUUGACAAGCCUCAAAUUGAAGGAUUUAGAUACCGAGUGGACGAUGCGUUGAGAGCCGUCACGCGAGCUGCGAUCAAGGAAGCUCGCAUCAAGGAGAUCAAGCAGGAGCUGUUGAACAGCGAGAAGCUCAAGGCCCAUUUCGAAGACAAUCCGCACGAUCUGGCUUAUUUGCGCCACGACAAGUCUUUGCACUCGACGCGCGUCCAACCGCACUUGAAACACGUCCCGUCGUAUCUGAUGCCUCGCAUCACGCGGCUCAAGCAGCCUAGCGGGCCCAGCUCUGCGAGCUCAGAACCAACAGCAAGCGGGUCGUCCAGACCAGAUACGAAUGCAGAGGGACGCAAUGUGGGCUACGUUGGUUUUGCAAAGAAUUCCACUGGACGCGGCAGAGGACGCGGACGCGGUCGCGGUCGAGGCGGGAGCAGAGGGGGCGGAAGAGGCAAGAAAGCCGAUCCGCUCAGAAAAUUUGGCAAGGCUUAGUGGCAUACAUUUGUGCAGUCAUGUCAUCACCGCAAACAUUGUGGUAGGAUUUUGUGGCCAAUGUAGCGGGAUGAUACUGAACUUGUGCAUGGCGCGCCUGCUGCCCUACGCUUGGUCCUCAUCGCUGUCGCUCCCACCUUGAGCGAAAAAGUCAUCAGCAGCCAGUCCCUCUUCCUCGUCCGAGUCGUCAGCAUCCCUGUCUUCAGUCUCGUCCCGUCUUCUCUUGGCUUCCUCGCCGCUCUUUACCCUGCGUUCACCAGCCUCGAGCAAAGUUUCGGGUUCUGUCAUUUCUCCCCUUCUCAUAGCAGCCUCCAUCUCCGCUCUGACUGUGUGUGCGCG